Molecule: messenger RNA, 1854 nt
Organism: Geodia barretti
Lineage: Eukaryota; Metazoa; Porifera; Demospongiae; Tetractinellida; Geodiidae
Source: the annotation of a GenBank genome assembly
UUACGUAUAAUUGGAUCGUAUGAGCAUGGCGAUUUUGAGUUUCACUCGUGUCGUUCUCUUUUUGUUUACCUUCCUGCUCUCCUACUAUGCCUACUCCAUGUACCUCAUCUUCAACCCAGCCCAGUGCACCAGCAAGAGCCGCGGGAGCUGUCUCCGUCCAGCCUACCCCAGCCACCUACCACUAGAGUUAUGGGUGUACGCGUCAGAGAAGCAGCUGGUGCAGAAGGAGAAGAUGGAGCUGCUCUGGAGAGAGAAAUCCCUCCUUCGCAACAGCUCCGUCACCAAGGAUGUGAACGUGACUCUCCCUAUCUCCACUCUGAAGAACGGUUCACUUUAUGCACAUGUCUUUCUGACUCUGUCUGGUCGCAAUCCUCUCCUCGCCAGCGACCGACCCUACAUGUCUGUCUUCGUUGUUUCCCUCACCCGCUACACCGUUCCAAGGAUACGACCUUUAACCUCCUCAGUGGAGGAUCAGUAGAGGACAGUUCUGGAGAGGUAACCAGUCUUCUGUCAGACCAGUCACUCACUGGGUCCCCUGGCUAGACAUGCACUCUGUGGACCAUGACUACCUCUUCCACCGAUCUCAGGUCCCCGCCGAGAUACUCCCCACCCUCAAGUUCUUCCCCGGGACCCCAGAGUACCUGCCCAUUCUCUAUGUGGACCGUCUGAAGAUAAUGGAUAACAAGCUCCAAUGUUCCCUGAAAACUCCAGUCUCCCUCUCAAGCUCUCUUUCUCUCCUGUCAGUAUGGGACAGCUCCGUCUCUGGCUCUCCUUUCAUCACUCCCUCUCCUCCCUACGACAACUCGGGUUCACGGAGAAGGAAUUUGAUGACGUAAAGGGAAUAUUGUUGGACACCAACCUCCCUCUCCUUCUACUCACUGUCUUCAUCUCUUUCUUUCACCUCCUGUUUGACUUUCUGGCCUUCAAGAAUGACAUCAGCUUCUGGAGGGGUCGAAGGUCAAUGGUUGGCCUCUCUACAAGAACUAUUGUGUGGCGGUGUUUCAGUCAGUCGGUGGUGUUCCUGUAUCUGAUGGACGAGAAGACGAGUCUCCUGGUCAUCGUUCCCAGCUGGAAUUGCUGCCCUCAUUGAGUUCUGGAAGGUGACAAAGGCACUAAAGAUCAAGAUUGUCUUCAGAGGUUGCCUACCACUGAUACAGUUUGGUACUAGAGGAGAAGCAGAGGCAGAGAGUGAAGGAUACGACAGUGAAGCCAUGCGAUAUCUCUCUCUACCUACUCUACCCGCUGGUCCUGGCUGGAGCUGUCUACCAACUGAUGUAUACCUCAUUCACCAGCUGGUAUUCAUGGAUCUGUCCAUAGUCUCGUCAAUGGUGAGUGUGUCCACUAUAUACCAUCCCUCAAUGGGAAACUUUAUGUAAAAUGGUAGAAAUCUUUCCGGCAGAACCUUUGACUGUUCCUCUUCAAAUUCCUACAAAUCCACUAGUCUUUUACUGAUGUUUCUUGCCCUAACACAUGCAGGGGUGUAUGCCUUUGGUUUUCUCUUCAUGCUCCCGCAACUCUUCCUCAACUACAAGCUGAAGUCAGUAGCCCACUUGCCGUGGAGAGCCUUCAUGUACAAGGCCUUCAAUACAUUCAUCGAUGAUGUGUUUGCAUUCAUAAUCGUCAUGCCAACGUCCCACCGCAUCGCAGUCUUUAGAGAUGACCUCGUUUUCCUCGUCUACCUCUACCAGCGAUGGUUGUACCCAAUCGACCGCACCAGAGUCAACGAAUAUGGAGAGUCCUUCGAUUCCGACACAAAACAGAAAAAUGAGUAGUAUAAAAUCGAGGUCAUCAUGAUGUAAUCAUUUGACAGGUUUUGUUCUAGAUUAUCAAUAGUGAUUGUGAAUAUCAGUUUCA